GCUAAUUAAGUAAAUCAGAUAAACAAAAAAAAUAUUAUAAAUUAUGGCGAAAUGCACUCAAUUACUUUAUUUGCAAUAAAUAAAUUGUGUCAAAAUGAAGUUGACUUGGCUACUGGUUCCACUAUUAUUGGUGAAUAUAGUAGCGGCAGAAGACGAUGAAAAUGAAUUGCCAUUAGCGGAGCCAUGUGACGUAGAAGCUUGUAAACUGCCGAAUUGCAGGUGUUCAUCCACAGCUAUUCCAGGAGGACUCCGACCAAGGGAUACGCCGCAAUUUGUCUUAGUUACUUUCGAUGAUGGCGUCAACAUCCUCAAUAUAGAAACUUACCGUUCCUCUCUAUAUGGUCGUACCAAUGCUAAUGGCUGUCCAGCAGGAGCUACGUUCUAUGUCAGUCACGAAUACACAAACUACCAACUGGUAAACGAAUUAUAUUCAAAUGGAUUUGAAAUCGGUCUACACUCCAUCACCCACCGGACGCCACAAACUUUCUGGGCUCAAGCUGAUUAUAGCACCCUUAAAAAAGAGUUUGCUGACCAAAGAGUGUUGAUGUCUCACUUUGCCAAUAUCCCGUUAGACGCCAUUCAAGGUAUACGAAUGCCUUUCCUCCAAUUGGCUGGCAACGCAAGUUUUCAAGUUUUACAAAGCGCUGGCAUGACAUAUGACGCUUCUUGGCCAACCAUUUCUUUUAUCAAUCCUGGCUUAUGGCCGUAUACAUUGGAUCACGCCUCUAUUCAAGACUGCCAAUUGCCUCCUUGUCCAACUGCGUCUAUUGAAGGUGUAUGGGUGCUCCCUAUGAUUUCAUGGAGAGAUUUGCAGAACAACCCUUGUGCUAUGGCAGAUGCUUGCUUCGCACCACCUCCAUUGGACGAUGAGGAUGCUUGGUUCGAAUUUAUCAGCACAAAUUUUGAAAGACACUAUUUUAACAACCGUGCACCUUUCGGUUUUUACGUUCACGAGUGGUAUGUCCGAACCUUUCCAGGAGUCUACAAAGCUUUGGUCAGAUUUUUGGACACUAUUAAUAAUGUGCCCGAUGUCUUUAUGGUGAAUUCAGCUGAAGUAAUAAAUUGGGUCAAGAAUCCAAUUCCGGUAAAUGAAUAUAGGGAGCAGCCUUGUCGUCAAAAUCAGCCAUCUCCUUGUAUACCUAACAACUGUGGACCUCUGUCGUCGACUCACACAGAGCAACAAUUCUGGAUGGGUAUCUGUAACACGUGCCCCAACCGUUACCCAUGGAUUGAAAACCCACUAGGGCUAUAAAUGAAAUAUAUAUUUUACUGUAUAUUAGAAGCAUGAAACAUCGUACAUCACAUCGAAAAUCGAAAGUCUACUUGUUUUUU
Messenger RNA from Diatraea saccharalis (sugarcane borer), 1332 nucleotides. The record is from the annotation of a GenBank genome assembly. Lineage: Eukaryota; Metazoa; Arthropoda; Insecta; Lepidoptera; Crambidae.